Messenger RNA from Glossina fuscipes, 4347 nucleotides. Its product is annotated as mucin-5AC. Bases 532 to 4341 code for a protein of 1269 amino acids. The record is from RefSeq and is a predicted model, not a curated record. The transcript has 5 exons. Lineage: Eukaryota; Metazoa; Arthropoda; Insecta; Diptera; Glossinidae.
AACGACAACAUCAACAUCGUCUCUUCAUCUUUUAUUCACAAAGCACUUCGCAUUACAGAAAAAGAAGUAAAAAAAAAAAAACAAAAAAAAAUCUUUUGCUUUUUGUAUGAAAAACUUUUACUAUGUUUCGUGUUGGUCGGUGAACAUUGUGGUGUUGUUGGCAUAUUUGUGAUGCCAGUGAUUUGUAUGAUUUUCUGUACAGCAGCAACAUUCGCUUUUGUUAAGUGCUCCAGCAAACAACAUUAGUUUCAUUUUGAACGCGACCGUUGGAUAUAAAUGCGCUUGUUUUCGAAAACAUUGGUUUUUUUCUCUUCGUCUUCUUCUUCUUUUUGGUUUCCCUUAAACCUUAAGAGCACUGUGCGUUGAUAACCGCAUAUUUAAUCAAUUAAUUUAUUGAUUUUAAAAAUAACAAAAAAAAAAAAACAAAAAAAUAUUUGAUGUGAAAAAAUUAUUUAAGAGCAAAAAAGUGAAAAUAAUUGCUCAAAAUCAGUUUUAACUUUGAUUGCUGCAACGAAACGAAAACGAAAACAAAUGGAAAUCGAAAUGAAAACCUUAACAAUUGUAAUAUUGCUUAGCACCUGCUGUUAUUUUUUGAUGGCGGUGUCGGCACAAGGAUUUAACACAAAUAACCGUAAGGGCGCUGGUGAAGCGCCUUCAUAUCAUCAUCACUUUCGUCGUCAAUUAAACUCACAACAGGAUAUUGUAAAUGACGUCCAUCAACAUCAAACGCAAUCACGUCAAACGCAACAAGAACUGCAGCAGCCGUCUUCACAACAGCAAGAACUUUAUCUGCAACAAACAGCUAGCGUGGAGGUACCCUUACCACAAGCCCAACAGUUACAGCAGGCUAGACGAUUACCACAGUCUCAUCGUUUCCCUAUAACCGGGCCUACAGGACAAAGUAAUUUUAUUAGCACAGCCAACGGCAAUCAUAUUAGCAAUCAAUUUCAACGUCCUAGCCAAAAUCAAGUAGUUGUACCGCAUCAACAAAUCCAACAGCAUUUGCAACAUCUCUACCAACCGCAGCAGCCACAUCGUUUUCAAGCGCCUAACCAACCUGUUCAAUCGCAAUCGCAGCCAGUAUCACCGUCCCUAGAUUUGCAUCAGGAGAACUUUUUGGCGUUACGUAAUUACGCUACGCAACCAACGGGAGGAGCUCAUCAGCAAACAGCAGUACGACAGCAAAAUUCUCAGAGAACGUAUAGUAAUAAGCCAUUUCAAAAUCAAGUGAUUCCAGCACAAAGUCACAGUCAACCUCCGUUUCCUGUCUUCACUAGUGAAGCCUAUCAAUCGCAAACUCCAGUAAAUUCACCAGUUUUACCGCAAACUCAGCAAAAGUUGCCUGUUCAAGGUCCAGUUCCUACUUUCCAGACUCAUAUAGCCCCGCGCCCACCAUACUCAACAGUGCCGCAGUUUUUCCCACAGCCUCCACAACCUCCUACUACUCAGCAAGUAUUCUUGCCUACAACACCGCAAGAUCUUACGCAACCGCCUUCUCAAACUCAGCCACAACCGCAGAAAUCCUACAUUUUAACGCAUAAUCUAGGUUUACCAGUGCCGCAGUUCUUUGCCAAUGUACCCUCUACUGCGUUUCCAACUCAACAAACCAUACAGCAGCAACAGCAUUCACAACAGUCGCAGCAGGAGCAAUUCCUUUCGCAACCACAAUAUUCUAAUAUUCCUUCCACUCAAUCAGUGCCCUCGUCCGAUCAGGAAUACAAACAAAAGUUGAUUCAAAAGCACGAACAGUUUGUGCAAAAACAAUAUGAAAAAUCUCAAAACAAGGUUAAGCAACAGCACGUCGAGUUUUUGGCUAAACAACAAAGUAUUAAACAGCAAGCAUUACCCAACAUAUUGGCCAAUAAUAAUCAGCAACCUGUAUAUCAACAAGAAUCGCCUAAUUAUGUUUCACACCGCAGUCGACCAGUGGGACCUUCAGAAUUGCCUUCCUUUGCUUCAGCCUUGCAAAAAUACUUCCAAGACCAUCCAACGACAACAACGACAACGACAACAACUACUACGACCACGACGACACCGCCACCGCCACCUCCACCACCGUCUACUACAGCUAGACAUCACACCCGUGGUAGUCAUCAUCAUGUAAGGCAAUACGGUUCGAAAACGUCAAGUCGAAAACCCGUCAAAACUUUCGGACGCGAUGAGUUACUAAAGCAACUCAAAGCUGCUUUAGCGGAAACUCCUCAAAAAGAAUUGGGAAAUAAAUCGUAUGAAGAAAUGGAUUUUGUUUUACCCAACGGAGAACGCGUACAGGUUAUACGUACCACAGAUCGUAACCUGCUAAGAGGACAGCAACCUUACACCCAAGAUCAGCUAAAAAAUUUAUUUAGUGAGCAAAGCUCAACAUUCCGUCCAGAGGGUAGCAGUACAAAUAAAUUCACGUAUAGUGAACCAGAAACAAGUAGCGAUUUGGUCUUACCGAACAGUUCUAAUGUUCAAAUAUCACGAUCGCCUCUUCCCACAGACAACACUGUAAGUGCUCAAAGUUUACCCGAAGGUGUGGACUUAGGAAAUUUAGGUUCUUUGUAUGGUGAGAAUGUGGAAGGCAUACCAAACGGAGGCAAUAGCAUUGCUAGCACUGCUGUUAUACAAUCCGAUUCCGAUGAACCACCUUCCUUGGAAGAGUUGGCCAAGCGUGGUCUCAUACCUGAUGGUUACGAGAUCGAGGGUUAUAGCUCUAAACCGAAAACGAAAUCUAAAUCUCAGCAAGUUCUGCCCCCUAAGAAAAAGGCUACCUAUGUUUAUCUGGAGGAACAAACUGAUGGAAGCUUCAAGAUACAAGGCGUUAAGGCCAAUGGUGAAAAGGAAACUAAGCAGACGGGAGCUGAAGUCGAAAGUAUAUUAGAACGCAUACGCAAUGGGGAUAUUAAACUGCCUCCUUCAGUCCAGCGCUUGACAUUGCCGAAUGAUGAAAUAGUUGAUAUUGAGUCUGGAGCCAUUAUCAAGACCACGAGGAGGCCUACAAUAACUACGGCGAUCACGACUUCCACCACCACUACAACGACAACAACAACGCCGCGUCCCACCACCACAACAACGACAACAACGACACCCCAACCAAGAGCAAUUCCUCAAAGUUCCAGAUCUACCGGUCAUAGACAUUACUCGCGGACUACAAAUUUAGGUUAUCGCGUUACUACUCCAAAUACUAUAACACCAGUGAUUCAUCGUUCAUCCCCAAGUUUUCGAUACGAAACCCAGUCAUACCGUUCAUCGACGAGUCCUACGUAUCCUACCGACACCACCGCAUACGGACCAGUAACGUAUCAUCCGGCAACUGAAUACUUCCCGAAACCGAAUAUAGAUCACACAUCAUUGAAGUAUUCAGACACAUUGGUGCAAGAAAGCGAACACCAAGAAAAAGCAUCAGAUGCUUCAGCGUCACCCUUAUCCUACACAACAGUUACCCAUACGGAUGCUCACGUUGCUUCAUCAACGGCCGCAGCACCGGCUGAAGAUGAUUUAAUACAGCUUUUAAAACAGAACGGUCUGUACGCCAUGGCGAAAUAUUUGCGACAGUCAGGUUUGGAUAGUAUAUUGAAUGAGACAGGACCCUACACUAUAUUCGUACCUACUGAUAAAGCUUUUAAGAAUCUGUUGGUACAACUUGGUGGUCCGGAAAGAGCGGAGGAGAAAUUUAAAACAAAUCCACGUUUGCUAAGUGGGCUUUUACUACACCAUGUUAUCCCGGGAGCUUUUGAAAUUGCAACAUUGCAAGAUGAAAUGACAGGGGUGUCUUUAGCCGGCACCCAACUGCGUGUAAACCAAUAUAGUAUGCAUGAUCAAGAGUGGAAUGAUGUUACACUUACGACAAUCAAUGGAGCAAUGGUUGUUUUACCGAAAAAAGACAUUAAAAUACCGCAAGGUAUUGCUCAUGCCAUCGAUCGUGUUAUGUUCCCGUUGCCAGUGGGAGAUUUGUUACAAACUCUGCAAGCGGAUCGUGAAAAUCGUUUUUCUACGUUUCUCAAAAUUCUGUUUACCUCUGGUCUUUCCGAAAAAUUGCAAAGUAAAGGUAUCAAAACUUUUACAGUAUUUGCACCAACCGAUAAAAGUUUCAAUGAUAUUGAAUCGGAUACAUUGGAAAAACUUCUUAAAGAUAAAGAAGUGGCUGAAGAGUUUGCUAUGAAGCAUAUAGUUCCCGGCACCCUAUUUUCGGCCGGAAUGCGUUUCUACCAAAUUAAAGAUUCUCUCCUGACAGGCAAAACAGUAAUAUUGCAAAAAACUUCAUCGGGCAAAAUCAAAGUUAAUGAUGCCCAAAUGGUUGUCUCAAACAUCCCGGCGACAAAUGGUGUAAUACAUGCUUUAGAUGGGGUGCUGGCGUGAACCUCG